Schistosoma bovis is the source of this 2095-nucleotide messenger RNA. The record is from the annotation of a GenBank genome assembly. Lineage: Eukaryota; Metazoa; Platyhelminthes; Trematoda; Strigeidida; Schistosomatidae.
UUGAUUUCUAAACAUAACAUAGAAAUAUUUCUCAUUAAUGUUGCUGAGUAGAUUUUUGUUCGAAGAUUUACUUCGGCUUAGAAACAUUGUGAACGAAAAUAUAAAACUCUUUACUGACCUCGAGAUUUAGUGAAGAAUAAAGAUUAAGUUGUAACGAAAUUAAAGAUAAAAAUCAUAAUAGCCAUUUUAUUCUCUCAUUUCGUUUAUGAAAUAUUGGAGUUUAUUUUAUAGUGAAUGUGAUAUGCAUAAAUUAUAGAAGCGCCCAUAUUGUCAAUAAUGUUUCCUUUUGUUAAAUAUAUAAUUUUUACACUUUUUAUCGUUAUCAACUACAAUUUAACAUAUGGUCGGAGAGGAUAUUUUAAUCAAUUUAAACGAUUUGAUACUGGUCUUCUAUCAGAAGGCUUACCAAUGUGGCUAGAAAAACGUGAGGAAUUUGAAGCUCCAUAUAGCCAUGAUAGUAUUUCAAGGGCACUGAAAGAUCGCAGUAAUUUGGAACUCGAUGAACUAAAUCGAAUUAUCAGUUACAGCAACAUUAACCAUCCUUUCUUAGAAUAUUUUGAUAGUGAAUUAAAUCCAAGUGUUUAUUCUAAUGAUAUAAUAAAUCGUGAUAUGAGAGCUAAACCUGCUUUUGAAGCGAUAAGUGGUCUACAAAAUAAUGGAUUACGAUCUUAUAUGAAUUGGCAACCUGCAAUCAUUGGUUCAGUUUGUGCAGCAUUGGGUGUAUUGGUGAUAGCAGCAAUAGGUACAGCUUAUCAGAAACGUAAACUAUGGAAGCAAACCCGCUUGGGUCAAGAUGAAGAAUUUACAUUAGAGAAUUCAAAUUUACCAGACAAAAUGCUGUCACUUAAUUCGGAGGAUGAUCGUAAACUUGCACAAUCAGCACAAAUGUAUCACUAUCAACAUCAAAAGCAACAAAUGUUAGCGUUAGAAAAAGUUAAUGAUCAUACUAGAAUAAGUGAUGAGGAUGACAGUGAAGAUGAUGUGGAUGAGGGAGAUUUCACAGUUUAUGAAUGUCCAGGGCUCGCUAAUACUGGUGAAAUCGAAGUCGAAAAUCCUUUCUUCGAUAAUAAUAAUAAUGAUAAUAAUGAAAAGAAUAAUAACGAUAUUGAUAAUGAUAAUGGUGGAGAGAAAGCGUUGAAUACAAGUGGUAGCUCAGGUGAAUUGAUUGGUUGCAGUGAUUUAGAUGAGCACAUUAGUGACUGUGUCAAUAAUGGAUUUGCCGACGAGUUUAGUAAUCUAACAACAAAUACCACCACCAGCGGAGAAGUAACAUUGAUUACUACAACUACAACCACUGUACCAACACCGAUACAAUCAGAGAAAUCACAUGCAGCUAGUAAAUAAGUUGUUGUGGAACGAGAAUUAAAUCAACUCCAAUAUUUAAUGCUAAUUAUUAUUUUCAUUGUGUUUUUGCAUGUCGUCUGUUAAUGUGAUUUGUGUAACAGAUUAGAUAAUCUUUUGAAAUUCUACAAUCAUUCAUAUCAUUUUCCAACAUAACAAAUAGCAUCAUUGGUCACUUGUAACGUCAUCCAGUAUACAUUGAAGUCUUCGAAGCACAUUUGAAGUAUGGUAAAGUACAUAAUUUCUUUGUGAUAGAUUUAUCCGGAGACGUUAUUUUUCCCUUCAGGAUACAAACUUUUCCCAUAUUUAUACAUCAUGAUUUGAGGUUUUUAUCAUUUCGUUUGCUGUCACAGAUAACAACAUGCUAAACAUGUCAAUACAUUUUCGUUUUUAUCAAAAUUCAUACAUUUUCAGACACUACAUAUUCAAAGUUUAAUGAAAAUUUAUUCAUUCCAAAGUACUUGUCGAAAAGCCAGUUAUUUUUCUAAAUUUUGAAUACUGUACCAAGUAUAUCAUCCUCGCAUUGUGCUGUUUGUUUGUUUGGCUUAUCUUUGCUUACAUCACUUUUCAUCAAUGUUCUUGUGCGUAUAUGCGUGCAUCUCCGUGUAGAUUCUUGUUUGUAAUAGGUAGUAAUCUGUUGUUCGGUUUAAUUCGUCUUGUUACUUCAAACCACCUUUUGCUACCAUGAAAUUGUGUGUCUCCCGUAAUCAUUAGUUGAAUGCUAUUUCUCAAAUAGAAUAAAUGAUUCCACAGG